Vitrella brassicaformis is the source of this 1676-nucleotide messenger RNA. The record is from the annotation of a GenBank genome assembly. Lineage: Eukaryota; Vitrellaceae.
CUCGAAGUAGGCGGAGCGCUCCCCAGACAUUGACAGACAGACAGACAGACAGACAGAGGCCUGCAGAAACCUCUAUUUACGUUGACAUGAGGCAGUAAGGUCACACGUCCUCUCACCCAACGGUCGCGUACAUACCAGCACUCCCAACCCAAUCCAGCCCACACAAGUAUACACACACGCAUACGCAACAAACACCACCACGCAAUUAGCCUCUUCUCUCUCUGUCCCUCUCCAUCCAUCUAUCCAUCCAUCCAUCUAUCUAUCGCACUAGCUCCGCCAGCCUGCCUAUCCCGGCGCGAAAGCCCUCCCACCCCUCGGACACAUCCCUCCGCACCCUCUCCCGCAUCCCUCCGCGCCGCCUGGCCGCCCGCACCGCCUCCGCGCGUUGCCUCGACGCCUCGAGGAAGGCAUCCCGCGAUGUUGGGAGCGGGUCACUGAAGAAGGUGCUGUCGACCGAUUGGAUGGCGUCCCGCAGGUGGGCCGGCAGGCUGUCUGGCGACGACAGCCGCGAGCCGUGCAGGUCCAGGCGGCACACGCCACGGCCGCACCAGGCUGGGCAGGCACCCGUCCUUGAGUAGGUCAGGGUCACGUCGGCAUCUUCUGAUGGGGACCGUUGGAGAUGCAUUCGAGAUAACAGGAGGUUGAUAAGGGGGGUUCGCCUUCCCCUUCUCUGUCUGGUGUAGCAGUAGGACUCGACGCAUGUGGCUUGUCGCGGCCUGGAGGGGCCGAUCUGCACCCACUGCCGCCAUCUCUCGCGCGCCUCACUGGCCCGCAGCUGAUCUGCCGCUGCCGCUGCCGUGUCGACCGCCUGAUGCUGCUGCUGCUGCUGACCCCACCACCGGCCCUUCUGCGACAGGCCGGGCAGCCUCACAGUCAGCUGCAGAUAGCACGGUGAGCCAGGGUCCUCCCUACUCCCAUAACGGCUCUCCCGCCCUCGAUCUCCAACACCACCACCCAGACCAGUAGCGGCUGGUCCGCUGAGUCGCCCUCCGGCCUCGCCAACAGUGACAGUGCGGCCGUCCGGCAGGUCAGCCAUCAGCGCCAGGGUGCCGUUGCGCAGCACGUGUGAGAUGGCCUGCGAGUAGGCAUGCACCGGCCGCUUCAACCGACGCGCAGGCGAUGUCGGUGUCCACCUGAAGCUUUCCAUCAGCUGCCGCUUGCCGGGCUGCAAGUAGACGAACGCCUUGCGGCACAGCUGAACGCCUCGAGCAGUCGCGUCACUGUUUGCACUGAGGGAGCUGUGGGCGUGGGAGGGACUGUGAGAGAACUCUGCCGCAUACGAGAGUUCGGCGCCCUCGACAUCAGCGAGCACCCGGCCCGUCAUGACGUUGGUAAGCGACCCGCCGUACCACCACACCGUUGUCGAGCCAGGAGGGCCGCACCGCAAGUCAAGAAGCCGCUCCAAGUCACUCGCCUGCCACUGCAGCAGAGCCGACGACGGCAGGCGACGAAAUGGCUUGUGCCGAUGUGCCGUGGGCAGGGGGAGGGAGGGAAGGCGGAACAGCCGCUUGGUCUGGCCAGGUGAACGAGAGUCCAUGGACGUCACGAGAGUCACACAGAGCGUGCUCACGAGGCAGAUAGCUCCCAACCAGAUCAUCGCCAUGACUGUCCAGCUCAGGUAUCACUCUGUUUCAUGCCCAUUGUUCGCCAGAUGGAAGCCGAAAGCAAGAUCUGCG